This is a messenger RNA of Gadus chalcogrammus (walleye pollock), 1497 nucleotides long. RefSeq lists its product as uncharacterized. The record is from RefSeq and is a predicted model, not a curated record. The transcript has 2 exons. Lineage: Eukaryota; Metazoa; Chordata; Actinopteri; Gadiformes; Gadidae. The coding region runs from base 750 to 1496 and encodes 248 amino acids.
UCCUGGGGCGGUUGCUGGGGAAACGUUUGUGGGCCACACUUCCGGUCGCCCACUACGCGUCGCGCCACAGCUGUGUUUUUACCUGAUCAGCUGGCAGGCUAUUCACAUCACUCGCUCUGUCACUGAAUAAACUGAUGGCUUUAAAAAGCUCGGGAACAACGUGUGCCGUUCGAGGAUGUACUAACAACCAGACGAAACUAAAUAAUUGGUUGAAAUGAGUGUUUUGACCACAAGCCGAAAAAUAAAGCAGAGUGUUCGUGCCCGAAAUGGUACAGCUUCCAUCGACUGCCCAAUGAUGAAGAGGCUAAAAGAAAUUGGCUGAAGAACCUGAACUUAAAACAACCUCCGAAAUGUUGUUAUGUCUGUUCGUUUCAUUUUGUGGACAAAGCGCCAACGGAAGAAAACCCUUACCCAAUGCUUUAUCUGGGUUAUGAGAAGCCACCUGAGAAGAAACGCCGAAGAGUCGUCAGGAUGAGUGUUGACAGUCAAGUCGCAACAACAACAGACCAAGCUGUGAUGGUGUUCGAGCAGCCUCAAACCUUCAAGGAUGCCCAAACACAGUGGAUGGAUCCAGCUGAGGAGGACCAUACCUACUCUAAAGGAUCCAUCCUUAUAUGUGACAUGGUCAUCACACCUGCCCCUGAGAUCUCAAUGUCCAUUGCAGAGGUUACACUGAAAGGUGAUAAAGACUGUCUGCUGUACACAGGGAUUCCUCCUGUCUACAAGGUUUUGUGCGCCAGUCAUCAACAAUGCCAGCUCAAGAUGAAGUUUUGUUAACACUCAUGAAGCUCAGACAUAACUUUGCUGUAGCUGAUUUAGCGAGGCGCUUUAAAGGAUCAGCCAGUCAGGUCAGUAAAACACUUACGCAUUGGGUUGAUAUCCUUGCUGAGCACACCAGGGACCUCAUUCCAUGGCUGCCCCGUGACACUAUAAAAGCAACUAUGCCAAAGGUUUUUCUGCCACAUUUCUCUGAUUUAACUUGCAUCAUUGACUGCACAGAGAGUGUUCUGCAAAAAGCCAAAAACUUAGACUCGCGCUCAGAGUCUUACAGCCAUUACUAUGCAAGUAACACUGUUAAGUACCUUGUUGCCAUUGCUCCAUCAGGGAUGCUGAUGUUUAUUUCAGAGGCUUUUGGUGGGAAGUGUAGUGACAGGUAUAUUACACAGAACUCAGGGUUUCUUGAUUUUGUACGUCCUGGUGAUGUGGUGAUGGGGGACCGUGGUUUCACAAUUAGAGAUCUUGUUGAGGAGAGGAGGGUAAGGCUAGUCAUACCUGCGUUUACACGCAAACGCAGCCAGCUAACCAAUGAGCAAGUGACUCAGAUGAGACGGAUAGCAAAUGUACGCAUUCAUGUGGAACGGGCUAUAAGGCGUCUCAAAGUGUUCAAGAUCCUGUCACAAACCGUGCCAAUAAGCUUAGUUCCUAAAAUUGAUAAAAUACUUAAGAUUUGCGCAGCUCUCAUAAAUCUGAGAGGAGAGCUUAUCUCCAGCAAUUAAU